AUGCUAAACUACUUCCUCCUCCUAAGAGGCUGUCCCAAUAAUUCUGAUAAAAUCAUCAUUUGGACCUUGCCAGGUAGUAGCAACAGACAUAAUCUGGGCAUGACCAUGCCCUAUCUCCCAUUGGCUCAGAAUCUUCCAGAAGUCGUCCUCUGAUAUAGAGGUUUCCUCUAUAUAGCGCUGAAAGCGCAGACAUUUUCCCAGGAGCUUUCCAAGUUCGUCGGACCAAAUCGCUUUUUGGUCCGACCAAGGCAUUGAUUUGGUGCAACCAACCGAUAAAUUCCGAUCAGAAUUUAUCGGCCUUACAGCGCCAAACAUAGGAAACUUCUAUAUAUAAAUAAGAAGCUAUUAUGAAUCAAUAGGAAUUUGCGAUUUUAA
Blepharisma stoltei is the source of this 375-nucleotide messenger RNA. NCBI's taxonomy places the organism in Eukaryota, Ciliophora, Heterotrichea, Heterotrichida, Blepharismidae. The record is from the annotation of a GenBank genome assembly.